AUGGCACCCAAUUUCAAGUCUCGGCUGAACCUUCGCCAAGGUCUCGACCGAGAUGUAUAUCAGAUCAUCAAGAAGAUGGAAGACAACAAUGACGGCAAGCCGUUCAAGAGCGUCAGCGCCGCAUACGAUGCCAUCAAAAAAUCCAACUCCAGCCUUAGCAGACAGAAGAAACGCCCGCUCGAAGACUCGAUAGACCGAGUCUUGCAAUUCCGUAAAGAGGAGUUGGACGAUUCAGAGGAUUCGGAAGCCGUCAUUGAGGAAAUGGAGUCGAAGAAAGUAGACGACGAUCGGUUUUUGCUAAACCGCCAAUUGACAAAGCACUGGCAUGUCGACUCUGCGCCCCAAGCCACCAAUGAGCAGCCUGCGGCCAAGAAACGACGGGUCCAGAUCGACGGCGAAGACAAGGACGGCGCAACAAGCGGUGUUGAUACUGCUACCGAGGCAGUAAUCAAUGGCGAUGCAGUAAAGGAUACAGCGAAGGCUGAAAGACAAGAGAAAGCAAUACAAAAGAAGUCGCCCAAGUCUACCCGCUUCAAGGUCGAGCAAUUGGAAGAGCCACUACCGCUGGGAGGUGUUGGCGAAAUGCACCGCCAUUUGCUUCGCCAAACAAGAUACUUGCUCAAGUGCCCAGAGCUCUACGAAGGAAAUGGUUGGAGAAGAGUGCCCGGAAUGCUCCUGUUUGGGCCUCCAGGGACGGGCAAGCGGUCACUUAUCCGUACAGUCGCGGCGAACCUCGACGUACCGAUAAUCACAUUAAACGGCUGUCUCGAGGAUCCGGAGCGCGUGGAGAAGAGCUUGACCGAGGCCUUUGAUACAGCCAUUGGCCUGGCGCCCAGCAUCGUCUUAAUAGAGGACCUAGAUUGGCACAUCCCGAAGCCGGGAGGCACCAACCACAACGAGCAUGGCAGAAAGGUGCUCAACCAAAUCACGCGACAGAUGCAAAGAGUUCAACAAGAACAAGCUAAUGUUCUUGCCAUGGCAACAACAUCAAGGUUAACCGACGUCGACCCCGUUGCGCUCGAAGCCGGCCUAUUCGAAAGAUCAAUCCAGAUGAGAGUGCCGGAUCAGGAUGCUCGGCAUGACAUUCUCAGAGUGGUAACGCGAGACAAGCAACUAUCUGAUAGCCUGGAUCUUGCAGAAGUAGCAAAGAUGACACACGGCUUCGUUGGCGCAGACAUGGUCAUUAUCACAACCUUGGCAGAGCAGGCAGCUCAGGAGCGAAUCUUCAACACAGAGGACCCAGAGGGACGACAGCUAGAGCUCCUUACCCGACCUCCCCGCAGAGACGACAUGGAUAUAUCAGACGACAUGGAUAUAUCAGACACCAUCUCAUUAGAUCUGAGACAGCCAGCAUUUACAACACUACCUAUAGAGCCUUUGACGCUCGCCGACUUCCGGCUUGCCAUCAAGGGCUUCACGCCUUCUCUCCGAAGAGAAGGCUUCACCGUGAUCCCCAGCGUCACCUGGGACCAAGUCGGCGCCCUGGAAAACGUCCGCGAGCAGCUACACAUGUCCAUCAUUGGCCCCAUCAAGAACCCAGAGCUCUACCAGGAAUUCGGUCUCAGGCGUCCUGCUGGCGCACUCCUCUGGGGCCCCCCCGGAUGUGGUAAAACGCUCGUUGCGCAGGCCGUCGCCAACGAGGCACAGGCCUCCUUCAUCCUCAUCAACGGACCCGAACUGCUGAACAAAUACGUCGGCGAGUCCGAGCGGGCCGUGCGAGAGCUCUUCCAGCGCGCUCGCUCCUCAACGCCCUGCAUCCUCUUCUUUGACGAAAUCGACUCCCUCGUGCCCCGUCGAGACAACGCCUCCACCGACGCUGGCGUCCGCGUCGUCAACGCUCUGCUCACAGAGCUCGACGGCGCCCAAGAUCGCUCAGGGAUCUACGUCAUGGGCACGACCAACAGGCCCGACAUGAUCGACGCCGCAAUGCUCCGACCGGGCCGCCUCAGCGUGCGCCUCUUUGUCGAUCUCCCUACCCCUGACGAGCGCGCAGACAUCCUCCGCGCAAUCUACAAGACCGCCCACACCAACGCCAGCGAGGCCGAGUUGGCCAGGCUCGCCGCCGUAGCUCUGGAUCCGCGCUGUAAGGACUUUAGCGGCGCUGAUCUCGGCGGGCUGCACAUCAAGGCGGCGGAGUGUGCGCUGAGGAAAUUCAUGCUGGGCAAGAAGACGGCGCGGGAGAUUGACGAGGAGGACUGGGAAUAUGCGCUGGAGAAUACGCGGUGCAGCGUGCUGAACCCGGACUCGUAUAGGAAGCUGGAUAGGAAGCUUGGAAAGGGGGAGUAG
This is a messenger RNA of Trichoderma gamsii, 2286 nucleotides long. RefSeq lists its product as hypothetical. The transcript has a single exon. NCBI's taxonomy places the organism in Eukaryota, Fungi, Ascomycota, Sordariomycetes, Hypocreales, Hypocreaceae. Gene Ontology annotation, cellular component: nucleus. The record is from RefSeq and is a predicted model, not a curated record. The coding region runs from base 1 to 2286 and encodes 761 amino acids. Gene Ontology annotation, molecular function: ATP hydrolysis activity; RNA binding; preribosome binding. Gene Ontology annotation, biological process: ribosome biogenesis.